Cyprinus carpio (common carp) is the source of this 7304-nucleotide messenger RNA. RefSeq names its product integrin beta-4-like. Gene Ontology annotation, cellular component: integrin complex; focal adhesion; cell surface. NCBI's taxonomy places the organism in Eukaryota, Metazoa, Chordata, Actinopteri, Cypriniformes, Cyprinidae. The record is from RefSeq and is a predicted model, not a curated record. Gene Ontology annotation, molecular function: integrin binding. Gene Ontology annotation, biological process: cell communication; cell migration; cell adhesion mediated by integrin.
AGGAGCUCUGGCCUGUCAUUCUCAAGUUCACACAGGUGAGGGUGCUGCUAAAGGAAUGUGCAGAGAGCGAGUGAGCAAAGGACAGAAAGAAAGGUGAAACGACCUUGUUGCCUCACAAAGUCAGCGAAAGAAAGGGAGGGUGUUGCCUGCGACCCACCUGAACAGCUUGAGCAAAAGAGGAGGGACCAGACACACAUUCACUCUUAAACACAAGUUGUAUCUGGGGGGAAUAUUUAGUUGAUUGUGCACAGCCCCAAGUGGGGUAGGGAGGGAACUUUUUCCUGCAAGAACAAGAAGUUUCCCUGUUGUUUGGAUUUGUGAAGACAGGUGGAAAACAAGGUUCUUCUCCCUCUUCGGUUAAUCAUUGGAAACAGGAGAGAGAAUUAAGGAUUUUCUUUUAGAGAACUUUACUGUUUGUGGUUGGACUCUGGGACUUGGAUUGGGAAACAACAAACUAAGAGACUGAAAUGGGAGGAUGGGCGCUGCGUCUCUCUGUGGGGAUCUACGUUCUCAUGCUCGCUGUGACAGCCAGCCGUGCUAAUGAGGUGAACUACUGUACUGCUGCCGGGGCAAAAACCUGCUCAGAAUGUAUCCAGAUCGGCACAAGAUGUGCUUACUGCCCUGAUGAGAUCUUCGAGUAUGAGCGUUGUGACCUGAAGGAAAACUUGGAGGCCCGUAAAUGUAGUAGUCGGAUGGUAACAAUUGAGAGCAACAGUAAAACUGUAAAGAAUACGACAAUUAAUAAGUCACUGACGUACUCUCAGGUGGCCCCUCAGCUAAUGAGCAUGACGCUUCUCCCCGGGGAGGAGAAGGUUGUGGAGAUGGAGGUGUUUGAACCAGCCCGUGGCCCUCUGGACCUCUACAUCCUCAUGGACUUCUCAAAUUCUAUGUCUGAUGAUCUGGCAAACUUGAAGAGGAUGGGAGACCAGCUGGCUAAGCUUGUUGGCAAACUCUCUGAUGAUUACACCAUCGGAUUUGGCAAGUUUGUGGACAAAGUCACCGAGCCUCAGACAGACAUGAGACCAGCUAAAUUAAAAGAGCCGUGGGCCAACGCCGACCCUCCGUUUUCAUUCCGUAACGUCAUCACUCUCACAAAAAACAUAGAAACCUUUAGAGAGAAGCUCCAGCAAGAGUGCAUAUCUGGCAACCUGGAUGCCCCCGAGGGGGGUUUUGAUGCCAUCUUACAGGCUGCUGUCUGCCAGGAACAAAUUGGCUGGAGGGAAGACAGCACCCACUUGCUUGUCUUCUCCACUGAAUCAGCUUUCCAUUAUGAGGCAGACGGUGUCAAUGUGCUUGCGGGCAUCUUGGAUCGUAACGAUGAGCAAUGCCAUCUGACUUCAGAUGGAAAUUACACACAUGAUACUCGUCAAGACUACCCAUCUAUACCCACCCUAGUGCGACUUCUGGUGAAACAUAACAUCAUUCCAAUCUUCGCCAUUACUAACCACUCCUAUUCAUACUACGAGAAACUCCAUGAAUACUUCCCUAUUGCUGAGCUGGGACGUUUACAAGAAGAUUCCUCCAACAUCUUGAGCAUUUUAAAAAAUGCUUUUGAAAGUAUUCGUUCCAAGAUCAGUAUCCGUGCAGAGGACAGACCAAAGGCGGUGAAAGUCGACAUACUCCCUCAGUCUGGCACUUUUUCUGAAUCUGGCAGUUAUAAAAUCACACCAGGUGAAAUUGGUAAAUUUAAAGUCAGUCUGAAGGCUCUUACUCAGGUGGGAGAGCAGCAUGUGUGUAAUGCCAGCCAGGCUGACCGGGCUGGAACCUUAAGAAUCAAACCAACCACAUUUAGCUCCGCCUUCAGAAUAAACGCCGAAGUGCUCUGUCAUACAUGUGACUGCGAAAAGACUCCGGUUAAGAAAGCAGUGCGCUGUAAUGGCCAAGGAGAUCUUGUCUGUGGGAAAUGCAAGUGUUAUGAUGGAUGGCUAGGCCCUUUCUGUAACUGUUCAGUAGGAGUCUCCAUGGGCUCUGCCAAGUGCAUCGAACCUGGGAAGAACGAGUCUUGCUCGGGCAGAGGAGACUGCAUGUGUGGGACCUGUGUGUGCUAUAACCCAUUCCAGUUUGAAGGGCCCUUCUGCCAGUUUGACAAAUCUCAGUGUCAGAGAUUUGGUGGAUUUCUUUGUAAUGAACGUGGAAGCUGCAGUAUGGGCAGAUGUGUUUGUACACCAGGAUGGAUUGGAGAUGCCUGUGAAUGUCCCAUCAGCAACGUAUCAUGUCUGGACAGCAAAGGGGGCAUCUGUAAUGGCCAUGGUGACUGCAUAUGUGGUCGUUGUGAGUGUCAAAAAUCCGGACUUCCACUGAGCUCCACUUGUGAAGCAAACUUCCAGCAACAAUUGGGUAUGUGUGAAGACAAGAGGAGCUGCGUUCAAUGCCAGGCCUGGAACACUGGAGAGAGAAAAGGACGGAAAUGUAAUGAGUGUCCCUUUAAAAUCGUCAUGGUGGAAGAGCUUGAAGACCAUAAAAAAGUAAUAGAGACAUGCAGUUUCCGUGACGAAGAUGAUGACUGCACAUAUCACUACACUGUUAAUUAUCCAAUGAACAUCACAGACAAAGAACACCACAUCCUAGUAAAGAAAAAGAAAGACUGUCCACCUGCAGGUUUCCUGUGGUUGAUUCCUCUCAUUAUGUUUCUGAUGCUAUUGCUUGGUUUGCUUUUGCUCUGCUGCUGGAAAUACUGUGCCUGCUGCCAGGCAUGUCUUGCUUUUCUCCCAUGCUGCAGAGGUCGUAUGGUGGGAUUCAAAGAAGACCACUAUAUGCUACGUCAGUCUUUGUCGACCACUGAUCAUUUGGACACCCCAAUGGUGCGCACCGGCCCACCGAAGAGCACAGAUAUUGUGCGCUGGAAAGUGACGGACAAUGUGCACCGAGGACCAAACCACCCACAGAACCAAAUCAAACCCAACCCCAAAGAGACCAUCCAGUACCCCAUCUCUCUUCGUUUGAACCGGCAAUAUUCAGAAACUCUAUCCAAAGAGUCUCGGGACACAGAUAAGCUCAGGCAAGAAGUAGAGGACAACCUCAAUGCCGUGUUCCUGCAGAUCCCUGGCGCACAGAGAGUGCAAAAGACUCUGUUCAGGACACAAAGAAAUUCUGGAAAGAGACAGAACAACACGAUUGUAGACACGGUUUUAUCUGCCCCUCGUGCCAGUUACCCAGAUAUAGUGAAACUGACAGAUAAACAGGUUCAGGCUGGAAACUUCCGGGACCUGAAAGUGGUUCCAGGCUACUACACCGUAGCUACUGACAGAGAAGCGGCAGGUGCUGUGGAGUUUCAGGAGGGCGUGGAGUCAGUGGAUGUCCGAGUUCCCCUCUUUAUGAAAGAUGAGGAUGAUGAAAAGAAGGAGCUGCUUGUUCAAGCCGUCGAUGUUCCAGUUGGACUUGCGAAGAUCGGCAAAGAUCAUGUCAACAUCACUGUGAUUAAGGAACAUGCUAGAAGCAUCUUUACCUUCCUGCAGCCGUCAUACACCUACAGUCGUCAGGAUGGUGUGGCAAACAUCCCGAUCAGUCGUGAGAUCAUAGAGGACGGACGGACACAGGUCACAUAUUGCACCCGUGACCUCACUGCCAAAGACAAGAAGGACUAUAUCUCAGUUGAUGGAGACUUGAGUUAUGGUCCAGGGGAAACACAGAAGACAGUCCCAGUGAAACUCUUGGAGCUUGGGGAGGGAGAUGGACUGCUAGAGGACAAACAAGUCAAACAGUUUGUGAUGGAUCUGAGCAACCCACGACAAGGUGCUAAACUGGGCCGCUACCCACGCACCACUAUCACCAUCACAGAUAAACCAGAACCCAGUGUUUUGAUGUUUAAGAAGAGUACUCAGACUUACAAUACAACUGACCUGCUCUACUCCAUCCCUGUGGUACGCACUCGAAACCAGGAGGGUUCGAACACUGUGUACUGGCGCACAAACAAAGCCUCACGCUUCGACCUCUCCAGUCCUCUCAAAUUUGUUCCUGGUGAGUCGGAAAAGAACGUCGUCAUUGAUCCUCAUUUGUAUCCAUCUCCCGUUAUACCUGAGACCUUCCAACUGGAACUAUUCGACCCAAGCAACAAUGCAAUCAUUGGAGAGAGGAAAACCACGCUGGUGAAAGUCAUUGAUGGUAGAGGGGAUGGGAAACUGGGUUCCCGGAAAAUAGAACAUGUGAAUCAGUCACCCACAUCUCCUGGAGGACGCCUCUACGCCCCAACCAACAUCAAAGCUGUUGCUUCCGGCCCUAAAAACAUCCGCCUGAACUGGAACCCCAGUGCAAAUGCCAGUGGUUACAAGGUGAAGUACUGGAUUUAUGGAGAUCCUGAGGCUGAUGCUCAGGUGCAGGAUGUGAAGACUCCUCAAGCCGAGCUGACUAAUCUCUACCCAUACUGUGACUAUGAGAUGCGUGUAUGUGGCUACAAUGCACUCGGAGAGGGCAAUUACACCGAGAUCAUUCAAUGCCAGACUCUAGAGGAUGUACCUGGUGAACCUGGUCGCCUGGCUUUCAAUGUCAUCAGUCCCACUGUCACUCAGGUCAGCUGGGCGGAGCCAGCAGAGACGAAUGGUGUCAUUACUUCAUAUGAGGUUAUCUACACACCCAUCGACGAGAAAAAGAAGCCUAUAGGACCUUCUAAGAAGGUAAUGAUUGACAACCCCAAAAAGCGCAUGCUGCUCAUCGAGAACCUGCAGCCUUCUCAGACCUACUGUUACAAAGUGCGUGCUCGCAAUAAGGUUGGCUGGGGCCCAUACAAAGAUGCCACAAUCAACCUGGCUACACAACCUACCAGACCCAUGUCAAUUCCCAUCAUUCCUGACAUUCCCAUUGUGGAUGCAGAAGCUGGAGAUGAAUAUGACAGCUAUCUGAUGUACAGUAAUGAAGUACUACGAUCCCCAACGGGUAGCCAGAGGCCUAGCGUCACAGAUCCGACUGAUGGCUCACGCUGGAAGCAUGUCCAGCUAGUCGGUUCGGACCUGGAUCUCCGUAAGGUGUCCUGGAAACUGCCUGCUGACAUCAUCCCCUGCCGCCUGAGCCCGGCCACAGAUGCCAGCGAUAGUCAUGCACAGACCCUGCCACAAGAUCAGUUUGUAAAUGGAAAGUGGGACCAGAAUUUCCUGUUCCUAGGAGGAAGCGGUUCCCUUUCCCGCAACAUCAGUUCCUCCUCAUCCACGUUUGACCAUUCCACACCCCGUCUCGGUGUGACCAAUAACAGCAGCACCACAACUUACAUUUCUGGCAUAGGAGGUUCAACAACACACAGAUAUGAUCUUAGGGAUGGCGGACUUCUCAAAGAAGAAGUGAUUCUGAGGAAACGUUCUGAGAACAGACAUUACACAGACGAUGAUGGAGUGAGAGAUUCUAUCAUCAUGGGAAACCUAUCUGGUGGAUUUUUGGACAGCUUGGGGGUCUCUAGCUUCAGCCAGAGUACAACUACCAGCUACAGCUUGAGCUCCAGAGCUCGUACUCAGUCUGAAGAUAUCAACGAUACACUGCAGAACCUGGAUAGUGUUCUUCAGGACUCUCGGUUCAACCCGGGUGUUCCUGAGACUCCCAGCAGACUGGUGUUCUCUGCCCUGGGGCCCACGGCCCUGAAAGUGAGCUGGCAGGAGCCCCACUGUGAGACCGAUGUACUGGGGUACUGCAUCCUUUACCAGCUUCUCAGUGGAGGUGAGGUAAAGCGUAUCGAGGUGAACAAUCCCGCUCAGAACUCUGUGGUGGUUCAGGAUCUUCUGCCCAACCAUUCCUACAUCUUCAAAGUGAAGGCCCAGAGUCGAGAGGGCUGGGGUCCUGAGAGAGAGGGAGUAAUCACCAUUGAGUCUGCUGUCGACCCCAAGAGUCCACUGAGCCCAAUGCCAGGAUCUCCAUUCACACUCAGCACUCCCAGUGCUCCAGGACCUUUGAUCUUCACAGCUUUGAGUCCAGACACACUACAGCUGAGCUGGGAGAAACCCCGCAAACCCAAUGGGGACAUCCUGGGCUAUGUGGUUACCUGUGAACAGCUGCAUGGUGGAGGAGAUCUUCGCUCCUUCCAGGUGAAUGGCAAUGCUGCAACUUCUUUGACUGUGUCUGACCUGAAAGAAAACAUGCCGUACAAAUUCAAAGUUCAAGCCCAGACCACACAGGGCUUUGGACCGGAGCGAGAGGGCAUCAUCACCAUCGAAUCCCAAGAUGGAGGCUCCAUGUCACAGUACAACAGUCAUUCAGUCACAAAGAGAGAAGUGUUCAACCUACCAACAGACAUUACUUCACACACCAUGUUCUCAGAACCUUUCGUGUCUCCAGAAGGUAUGAUGAUGAUGUCGAGCAGACAGAUCACAGAGUCGGGCGGCACCAUGACGCGGCAGGUGGAGAUGGUGCAGAGAGGAGUGAUGUCCAGCAGCACCGUCACUAAGAAGGUGGAGAGACAGUACUAUUAACUUCCUUUUGCCUUCAACUGAAAUCACGUGGCAGAGCAGCAGCAAAAACAUACGCUCAAGUCAAACUAGAAAAGUUCACAGACCAAUGUGCACAAUAUAUGGUGUUUAUGUGAGCAUGAGAACAGCGGAGUUCUUGGAUUCUUCAAACCUUGAUAUUUUGUUGACUGUAAAGACUCAAAAAACCUUUUAGUGUUAUCUUAUUGCUUCCAAACUGGUAUUUGUUAAAACUUUUGGCAUUAAACCGUUUCAUGUAGUAUAUGCGAGGAAUGUUAUUGACGUUUGUGGCGUGGGAUACGGUUCUGUUGCUCAUUUGAGCUUAACUGCAUUCAUUUUGACGAGGCUUGAAUUUGGCAGGUUUCAUGAUGUUUAUAUCAUUGAUGUUGCUUUCAAGUUUCAAGAUGCAUCACGUUUUUUGAGCAUGUAGGUUUUCUAAAUGCAUUUUCACAUAAAAUAUGCCAUGUCUCUUGAUUUAGAGUGUAUACUUCAACUUGUUAGUAUUUUUCCUCCUAAUUCAAUUAUUUUUUUUGUUAAGCGUUGCAUAAAAUGUUGCAACACAUGAGUGCAUACAUAUGGACUUGAUUCUUAGGAUUGUAAAUAUGUUACUGAGGUUUGUUUUUUAUUGCCUGGUUGCAAGAUGUGCUGUUGUAACUUUAGGUCUGUGGCUGUAUUUCAGAUGACAUAUAAAGUCUGCCAGGUUUGUACACUACUGGCAAUAUGGAAAAAUGUUACCAAUCUCACACCUAUGCAAUUACAUUUUUACUACCUUUAAUAAUUUGUAUGGUACUUUUGUCUUGGGAACAUAUCUUUUUUUUUUAGAGUUUUAUGUUAAAAUUGCAUUUCACCAUCAUAUUUGUAGUAUGCAAAACGUCUCACUGCACAUUAGUUCAUCUUACCAAUAAAUCAUCCUACCACAGUCGA